AUGCCUGUUGUUGCUGUGGUUGUGGAUGAGCUAUCCAGCGAUGGCGCUGCUGUCGUGGAAUGCCUUCCGCAACUCUCCCAGAGAUCAGCGACCUGGAUUGUCGGCAAUUCUCUAGCUGACUUCAAGGGCGAACUCGAGACUCUGCAGGCUGUGGAGAUUCUCGUUUUUGGUGGCGACCCUGCAGCAGUGGCUGACCUCUGGCCUCAUAUGACGUGCUUGAAGUGGAUCCACAGCCUGGCUGCGGGAGUAGACACGCUGGUGCCGGUGCUCAACUCCCUGCCAGGGGGUUCGGAGAUCCCGUUGACCAAUGCCAAGGGAGCUUUCUCGAGAUCCCUGGCCGAAUACUCCCUUGCAGCAAUGCUGCACUUCAACAAGCAAAUCCCGAGAUUACAGAAGCAUCGCACGACAAAGACUUGGGACAAAUUCGUCAUGAACGAGCUCCACGGACAAACCGUGGGAUUCAUUGGUUUCGGUGACAUCGCACAGUGCAGCGCGCGCCUCUGCAAGGCCUUUGGCAUGCGGAUCCUUGCGUGGCGGAAUUCCCGGCAAGCCUCGGGUGAGGAGUUGGCCGACGAAGUCUUCUAUGCCGGUGACGGAGUUGGCGCAAAGCAGGAAGUCUUUAAGCAGUCCGACUACGUCGUUUGUACACUACCUGGUGGCUCUGCAACGUACCACUGCUGCGGAGCAGAGGAGUUGAAUGCCAUGAAGCCCACCGCCGUUUUCAUCUCGCUGGGCCGAGGUUCAUGUGUGGAUGAAGCAGCAUUGGAAGACCUGUUGUUGCACGGCAAGAUCGCGGGGGCAGCGCUGGACGUCUUCGAGAAGGAGCCUUUGCCACCGGACUCCCCGCUGUGGAGAUGCGAGAGUCUGUUGAUGAGCCCACACAAUGCAGCCCCAUACAUGGCAAAACAGUGUGCCCAUGAAAACUGGCAACUAUUUCUGGAACGACUGGACGAGUUUAUGACAGAAGGCUUUUCCGGCUUCCCGGUCGUCGUCGACAAGUCGAAGGGCUAUUGA
Molecule: messenger RNA, 1014 nt
Organism: Symbiodinium necroappetens
Lineage: Eukaryota; Dinophyceae; Suessiales; Symbiodiniaceae
Source: the annotation of a GenBank genome assembly